AUGUUGUUCAAUAACAAAUCCCAUUUAUGGAUAUUAUUCUUAAUGGUUGAACGAACUAUAUCGUAUAAUCAACCGAAAUUCCAUUCGAAUGCAACAUGGAAUCCAAAUGGUACAACUGUUGCUAAUAUCACUACGAUUGGUUCAUAUCCUUCUGAUAUUUUCGUUAAUUCAAAAAAUCAAAUAUAUGUUUUUAAUCAAGAUGACCAUCAAAUUAUCACCUGGUCGGAUGGAAAUCUCACAUCCACAAGAAACAUUUCUGCUGAUCUAACGAAUUCAUCGAGUUUAUUUGUAACAACAGCAGAUGAGAUUUAUAUCGACACAUUUUAUUCAAUCGGCGGUGUUAGUAAAAUCAUAUUCAAUUUAACACAGCCUAUUCCAUGGAUGAAUUUUUGUCAACAAUGUUGGGAUCUAUUUGUUGAUUUAAGAAAUACACUUUAUUGUUUAAUGAGUGAACGUCAUCAAAUUAUUGCAAAAUCUCUAUCGAAUGAUUACAGUCAUUUGAGAAUCGUGGCUGGAACAGGAGCUGCUGGUUCAACAUUGACAACACUUCGAUAUCCUCGUGGAGUAUUUGUUCAUACUACUCUGGAUUUAUAUGUCGCAGAUUGUGGCAAUCAUCGAAUUCUAUUAUUUUAUUUCGAAAGAUUAACUGCUGAAGCAAUCGUUGGAAAUGGAUCGUUGAAUAUCACAAUAGCAUUAAGCUGUCCCACAAGUCUAAUCUUAGAUGCUGAUGCUAAUUUAUAUAUUGUCGAUUCUAAUAAUCAUCGUAUUGUUGUUCAAGGAUUAAACGGUUCGAAAUGUUUAAUUGGAUGCUCUGGUUCGUCGGGUUUUGCAUCAAAUCAAUUAAAUUCUCCAUGGAGUCUUAGUUUCGAUAGUUACGGAAAUCUCUUUGUUACAGAUCGAGGAAAUCAUCGAAUUCAAAAAUUUGAUCUCAUGUACAACUCAAGAAUCGUUACAAGUUCUUUGAUCACGCUUUAUAGUAGUUCCACAACAAGCUGUGGUUGUCCUUUUCGAUUAUUUAUGAAUACUAGCUCGUUUAAUCAAACCAACGCUACAUAUCAAUGGCAAUCGUCACCAGCGGGUCAAUAUAUCUGGUCGAAUAUUAACAUAUCUUAUUCAAUCUCAGUCUUAUAUCUAAGUAGUCAAUUAUAUUCAACUGAUUAUCGAUGUCAAAUUGUGAUUGUAUAUCCAAGUCCAAUGAAUUUUAUAUCAAAUACUGUGACAGUGUUGACCGAAGUGAAUGAUACAUAUUGUCCAACGAAAGUAGUCGAUUGUGCCUGCUGUGGAGAUGAUAUAAAUAAUUUCGUCUUGAUUGGUGAAUUAGGUACUCAAAUUCAUGAUUUAAACACAUCAUGUGCAACGAAUAGUUAUGACAAUCGAACUCAAGAAUCAGUUAGCUUGUUUGAAAAUAGGAAUUAUACAGGGCAAAUGUCUACAAAUUUUUUGACUGAUGAACAAUUCGCCAUAUGGAUUGAUUUCAACGAUGAUUUUCAAUUUGAAUCAUGGGAACAAGUAACCUAUCAUGUAUUGAAUGCGACAUUUUAUGCAAACUUCACCAUGAUCAUUCCACCUAGUAGUUCGGGAGCUACGAUAGGUGUCCAUCGAAUGCGAGCAACACUGGCCUUUGCGGCUAUGCCAAAUCCAUGUGGUGCAUCCAGUAUCUAUGGUGAAACACAUGAUUAUACAGUGAACAUUUUACAGCUUGCAGUGUUCGCCUCUCAAGAUUGGACAGACACGAAAAUGCAAACUAAUAUUCUAAUUUACGUAUUUUAG
Messenger RNA from Adineta ricciae, 1770 nucleotides. Lineage: Eukaryota; Metazoa; Rotifera; Eurotatoria; Adinetida; Adinetidae. The record is from the annotation of a GenBank genome assembly.